Plasmodium knowlesi strain H is the source of this 11160-nucleotide messenger RNA. Its product is annotated as conserved Plasmodium protein, unknown function. The record is from RefSeq and is a predicted model, not a curated record. The transcript has 3 exons. Lineage: Eukaryota; Apicomplexa; Aconoidasida; Haemosporida; Plasmodiidae. Bases 1 to 11160 code for a protein of 3719 amino acids.
AUGGCUAACAACUUUUCUGAACUAUUUCCCGCUGACGCCAACACAGACAAUCUGAGAGAGUACCUAAACCAGGGGGAUAUCAAAUUCGAAAAUGAAGAUUUGAAAAGAGAAAGAGAACAAAUAAAAAACGAUCCAGAGUUCGUGCACUGUGUAAAGAACAUAUGGACAAACGUACUUAACAAAUCCAUCGAUGGGAAAUUUAGCAAGGUGGAGUAUUUUAAAAUCAUGAUAAGGAUUUGUAAAGUUCUAAUACCUCAAUUUGAAAUAAAGGAAGUUGUAAAAAUAGUAAGUGAUGAAUGGAACAAUGACUGUAAGGGGAAUAAGUACCUAAAUUUCGAAUCUUUUUUUAAUGCGUUUUUUGAACUAGCGGAUAUUUGGACUCCGACAAUAAAUGCUAUGGAUUAUGCUCAUUUUCUGAAGACUCUAUUUUAUAGAAUUACGUUUAUUGAAAUUAGAAAAAAAAAUGGAGAAAUUGUAAAAAAGAAACCUGUCAUUAUGAUACAUUUUAGGAGAAAGGAAAAUAUGAAAAAGCCAAAACUCUCCCUUUUUGAGAACCCAAUUUUGGGUUUUAAAAAUGAACAGAAUCAAGAUGAUAAAUGCAACAGCUUUAUUAAAAAUAUGAAAUCUAUAAAAAAGCUAUCCACACAAGUAGAACAAUUUAAAAAAGAAUUCACAAAACGAUUUAGCGAUAGCUAUAAAAUUCAGGAAUCCUUCCUUUACGAUGAUGAUUUGGACACACAGGACAUCGUGGGUCAACACUUGUUUGAAAAUUUACUUAACAAUAGAAAUGAUGGUUCGUAUUUACAGAGAAAUAUUGUUUUACUUGAUGUAGAUGAUAUAAAUCCUCUAGAAUAUCUUGAUGAGGUGGACUCCUCCCCAGGGGAGCACACGCGCGAUAGCACCUACUCCCUCAGUAAGGAUGACAGGCUCUCUUCAACGGAGAAAGGACGGAUCUAUCACACUUCAAAAAGGACAAAUGAACAGAAGAACCAACUGAAAGAUGAUUUAAGGGAAGAAGAAAAGUUUUUUUCCAACGAAGCGAUAGACCAGUCUCAUUCAGGCAUUGAGUCCAAGAUAAGAAAAAGGAACACCUUCACCUUCGCACUGAAAAGGGAUAUGCAGAAUUCGGAAGAUGAGGGCAUGGAGAAAGGAAGGAGGAAGACAGAGGGAUCUGUACCAGACGGAAAGUACGUACUGGAGGAGUUUCAGGAGAGAAGCAAAAGGCCAGGCAUGGAUCAAGCCAAUGUAGUGGACAAAGCGGAUGAAUCGAUCAAAUCGGAUGAAGCGACCAAAUCGGAUGAAGCAACCAAAUCGGAUGAAGCGAUCAAAUCGGAUGAAGCGAAAAGGGUCAGCGCCGAUGAAGGGAAGGAAAGAAGCGCCUUGGAGAGCUCCCUCCUGAUUGACGGAAUUAAUUUUUCUGAAUUCACCAAGGAGUGCAAAAUUGUAGAUUUGAAUGAACACGAGGGGGGUGGCUCUUUCCAUGGAAAAGACACAGAUGCAGAGGGGAGAAACCUUUUGAGUGAUCUGGUACCGACGGAGCAAAGACACUUCCUACGGCUGGACUCAAAUCUGGAUUUAGAUGAAGAGACACUUAGGAAGGAAUUCCGGGGAGAAUUCCUUCACCUUGGCCAAGGGGAGGAUUAUCAAGAGGGGAAAACGGAAGGACAGACGAAAGGACAAACGGAAGGGCAAACGGAAGGGCAAACGGAAGGGCAAACGGAAGGGCAAACGGAAGGACAAACGGAAGGGCAAACGGAAGGGCAAACGAAAGGAGAGUCGGAAGAGAAAUCGGAAGAAAAAUUGAAAGGAAAAUCAAAUGGCGAAGGGGAAAGUGACAUGGAGGGCAACUCAAAGGAUGAUCUGAGUAGGGGUAACCCCUUGGAAAGCUCCACACAAGGGAAAGGGAAGAAGAAGGCUCAAGGGGGUGGCACUCAGGGAGAAGAAGUAGUGGAGGGAGAUAUAGACGUAUCCUCUGAAAAAGGAAAAGAAGGUGGCAAGUUUAGUGAAGGUGAGAAGGACGCCCUUCCAGGUGAUGGUGUUGGUGGUGAUGGUGUUGGUGUUGGUGCUGAUGGUGGUGGUGAUGUUGUUGGUGCUGAUGGUGUUGGUGGUGAAGUGUUAACCGAAAGAGGGAAAGGCGACGCCGCUGCAGAGGAAGAAGCCUCACAUGCGAAUGAACAUAAAGAUGAGUCUGACAAAUCGGUGGUGCAAAAUAGAGACGAAGAAAAAGGAAGUCCUACUAAAAGCGGAGGUGUUGAAAAGGAAGAAGCUAAGGAUGAGCCGAACGGGUCAGAUGAAGAAUACUUGGAUGCACUGAGAAGUAACUUGACAUUAGCGGGAGUGGAGGGGGGAGAGCAGGACAAGAUGAGCACGCCUAACGACGAAGGAGCAGGUAGAUCGAAAAAAUCAGUAGAUCUUCUUAAGGCUAAAAACUACCUAGAAAAUGAGAAAAGAACUCUGGAGGAACUAAAACAGGAGAAGGACAAAUUUAAGAAGGAGAAAAAAAACGAUGCAUGCCUGGGGGAGCUGCUAGACGAGAGUCGGACCAACCUGGACAAACAACCGAGCGUGAAUGACAUGGAAGGUAUAGCUAAGGGAAAGAAGAUUCUCCUUGGAGAUGAAUCAAUCGACUCCACUUUCAAUAUAAAAGACAUUUCUUUUGAUGAUAAAUUGGAUAUGGAGGAGAGGAGGAAGGAAGAGGAGGAGAAGCUAGAACGAGGGGAUAACAUUGAACAUGAGGAGGAUACAAUAAAGCGGGGAGGUAGUACUGAACACGGGGGGGAGGGAACCGAAGAGGAAAGUAUACAACUGAACGAACAAAGGGAGCUCUUCCAAACGGUGAAUAAAGACAUGGAAAAUAAAAUGGAUUCCUACAAAGGAAACGUUGAUAUUUUCAUGAAGAAGAUGAAAAGGAGGAGCACAUGCAAGGGGGAGAUGAUAGGCGAGAAAGGAGGGGAGGGGGUGAUGGAUGAGCAGGUGCAUCGAACGAAUUCUGCUGAGCAGUCAGAAGAAGAAGACACAGGAUGGGAGGAUGAACCCGGAGACGGAGAUUCCCAAGUGAACGGUUUCGGAAGUACCGAUAGCCAAGGGGAUACGAACAUUUCCAAGACAAAGGAAGAAUUGCUCCACAGUUUGGAUAUUAAGAAAGACAUGUAUGAAAGGAGCAAAAAUGAAAAAAGCGAGACCUCCCCCUUGGAUAUAAAAACGACUUUCAAUGAAAUGGAAAAAAUAUUAAACGAGGUAAUAAUUCAAAGUGAGGUAGCCAUUUUGAGAAAGGACCAGCAAGAACCCAUAAUAACAACAGAUCCCCCAAGUGAAGAAUCGAAAUUGGUUGAUGAAGAAAUUGAGCAUGACCUCGUGAAGGACAUAAUACGUAACGAAGAUGUUGUAAGAAGUAUUUUGUUUGAUGAUGAACAAGUGGAGAGUAGUGUACAUACUGGUGGGGAGAGCCAAAAGGGGGACGACGCACCCACAUCACCUCGAAUCGAAAACGAAGCAAAAGAAGCUUUUACAGAAGGGAAAUUUCAUACUGGCAUAGAUGAGACAGACACCAUUGAUGAUAAGCAUGAUGUACAGGCUCUGGAAAGGUUUAACAUACCAUGUGUUGAGAGAGAAUUGGAGAACCAUCCCGAUGAAGAGGAAGGUGCGUCUUUGGAGAGGAGUGGAAAUAGCGGUGGAAAGGAUGACAUGGUCGACCAGCCAGGUGGAACGAAACGUGAGUCGCUAGAGAGGAGGAAAUGGGACAGAGCAGACGGGGAAACCAUGAAGGAGGAAAUGUCUACAGAACGGGUCAUGAAGGAAGUGGAGACAACUGAACAGAUUAUCGGAAAAGUAGAGGUUACAGAAUCAACCAUGAAAGAAAUGGAGAAACCAGGAAGAACCAACAAGCAUGUGGAGGAUACAGAACGAGACUUGAAAGAAGUUAAGAGAAAUGAGAUUUUCAUCGAAGAAAUGGAUUCUACAGAAGGGGCCAUGAAGGAGGAGGGGUCUCCACAAGGGGAAUUGAAAGAAGUGGAGUCUACAGAAACGAACGCCAAAGAAAUGAACCCCCCUGGAGAGACCAUGAAGGGGGAGGCAUCUCCUGAACAAGGAGGAGAGGGAGGUAUCUCCGGGGGAGGCAUCACCGCGGAAGGUUCCACCGGAGGUGCACCGGUAGUGCAAGAACUAACUGGGGGAGCAACGGAUGAGGAAGUGACGAACCCUGCUGAAAUGGUUAUCGAUUCUAAAAUGGUUAACGAUUCUAAAAUGGUUAACGAUUCUAAAAUGGUUAACGAUUCUAAAAUGGUUACCGAUUCUAAAAUGGUUAUUGAUUCUAAAAUGGUUAUUGAUUCUAAAAUGGUUAACGAUUCUAAAAUGGUUAUCGAUUCUAAAAUGGUUAUCGAUUCUAAAAUGGAUAACGCUACUGAAAUGGUUAACGAUUCUAAAAUGGAUAACGCUACUGAAAUGGUUAACGAUUCUAAAAUGGUUAGCGAUUCUAAAACGGUUAUCGAUUCUAAAAUGGAUAACGCUACUGAAAUGGCUACCCCCUUGAAGAGGAAGUACCUUCUCAUGGAGGAUUCUCACAAAAUGAGAAAUUUCAUCAAAAUAAAUAAAAGGAAUAGGAAGGAAAACUUGAUUAUAAUAUCCAGACGGAGAGAAAAAUACAUCUACGAUUUCGUCAGGAGAUUAAAAAUGGACCUCAUAGAUCCUGUUUUAGUAUUAAGACGAAAUGUUACUUUAGAGAGGCAGUUUUUGUCUCCACUUGGGAAGUUAAUUAAUGAGGAUUUGAAGGAUGGAAAAAGUAUCGACUGUAAGAAGGUGAUGGAUCUAACGUUGGAAUUCCUUAACAGUAUCAUUUGCAAAAAUAAUGGCUCCCUACUAUACUUAACUGGGAGGUUUUUAGACUACGUUGAGUACUUCCUAAAGAAAUGGAAGAAACUCUCCUCGUUGAAUUAUAUGAAUUAUAUGAAUUUCCUAAAUAUGAAUUGCCAAAAAAAUGUAACAGAGGGGGUAGAUGUGAAGAACUUCCUGGUGGAGGAUAGGAACUUGAUUCUCGCCAACCCUUUUAAGGACACAUUCCCCCUUUUCUGUAUCAUUCUACGGGAUCAUGAGGGGGUGGGGAGGCGCGAGGAAGGUACCCAUGUGGAGUGCAUCUAUGAGGAUCUGCUGAACCUAUUCCGAGGAAAGAGUUCAGAACCCGUCCAAGUGAUAAACGUUCAUGCGAAGGAUGUACAUCUAAGUGAAAAUAUAGGGAAAUACAGAAAGGAAAAAACGAGUAACUCAUCCGGUGUCACUCCUUCUGUGGGUUCUAGCGAAGAGAAAGAAGUAGACUCGGAGGAAGAAGCAGACGCGGAGGCACAAGGUGCUGAGUCGUCAGGAGAAGCUUCAGAGAGGGAUUCUACAAAUGAGAAGUUUGAUGAAGAAGACGAACAGAUGUUGCGAGUGUUGGAGAAGGAACGUCUAGCAGGUGAUACUGAUGCUAUGGACGGUACGGGUGUUGCGAACCCGCCUGGAAAUGUCGAUGAGAAAGGCGUGGAGACAGAGGAGGAAUGCCUAACGGUGGGGGGAUCGGAGGAAAACUACCACCAAGGGGAUGCCACCACGGAGGAACACAAAACGGAUGAGGAUAACAUGGAAGAGGAUAACAUGGAUGAGGAUAACAUGGAUGAGGAUAACACGGAGGAGAAUAACACGGAGGAGGAUAGCACAGAGGAAGAUAGCAUAGAGGAUGAUGAAGAAUUGGAUAAUGAUGAUGGUAACGACGAUAGUAGUGCCCAUGAUGUUGAGAGCGAAGAGGAAGAAGGCAAAGCCAUCUCCCCCAGUAGAAAAAAAAGCAAAGAGAACACCGACACAAAGCAAUCCCCCCGCGGAAUCCUAAACGUAGAAAAUAUAAGUGAAAACUAUUUCAGACAAAUGAAUAAAGAAAUGUGUUACGUGUACAGGUGCGACGACCCUCAGAAAUACUACAGGGAUUACUAUACUGACUUGAAAAUGAGUAUCAGUUGCAUGGAGUCAGAGAGGAACAUUCGUCUGCUCGUUGAGCGGAUGAACGAGUUACACAAGGAUGAUCAACCUGGUGAAGUAGUUCACGCAGUCGAAGCAGACGAAUUGACAGAAAGGAAGGAGGAAGAUUUGGCUCACACUGUAGCGGAGAAGUUUGGAAUCCGAAUCAUCCGCGUGGAUAUGGUUACCGAGAAGAGCACCGGAAAAUUCGACAGAUCGAAAGAGGACAUCCUCUGGAAAAUUUUCCAAAUCCACAUGAUUAGAAAUCAAUUUUCUUACCAUCUUAAAAAUAAUUUUUUCCCUUUUAAAUUCUCUCCGGAGAAGGGCUCUGGCAUUUUGGUGAUGAAUCUGAGAAGGAGGAUCCGUGGGAGAGAGUUUCCAUUGGAAGAUACUUCCCCGGAAGAUGGCAUUGGAGUUGGAAAAUCUAGUCGUGCAGGACGAGUUGGUGAUGUCACGAAAGUUGUCUCCGGCCAAGGGGAUGACGAAGACAGAGUGCCUGUCCAGUCGAGUGGCGUAGGAGAUGGCUCCCUCCGACGGGACACCGUUGGACAGGACGAAGGCAAAUUGGAUAUCGACCAAAUGGAUAUGAUAGGAGGCCUCCAAAGGAAGAUGUCAUUAGUAGGCCAAACGAAUCUGCGCUACUACCGACACUGGGGUUCCUACUACAAGUACUGUCCCGUGACUUACAUAAACGAGAGGAGGUUUGUCAAGGGAAAGAAGCAAUUCAUGGCGACCUACAAAAACAAAAUAUACUUACUGGAGAACGCUGAAAAAAUGAAGGAGUUCUUGAUGUACCCCCAAUUUUACUCUAGCAACAAGAUAAAGGAAAACAUAAGCUUUACAAUGGUCAUUUAUUUUUCCAAUAUGGAGGUAAAGAAAAAAGUGAUGAACGUUGUUAGGAAGAGAGAGAGGAUGGUGUAUAUCGAUUUGGAGGAUUAUUUCAGGAGGUUCUUCCUUUCCGAGGAGGAUAUGGGAUGCGACCCGCAAAAUAUAGCAGAACAUGAACCACAAAAAGGGGAAGGAGAAACUUACACCAACUUAGAUACCUACAUGUUUGAGAUCAAUAGACUGGUUGAAGGAAAAACGGUAUCGCCCCUCUUCAUUGUCCGGUACCUAUGCAUGCAGAUGAACAAGGCACACUCCUUCAAUGUGUUCGUCCUGAGCCAAGUGGAGGAUGAACUCCACGAACUUCGAGAACAAUUCGAACGCGCGUUUGCGGUGAACCCUAAGGAAGAAGAUUCUCCGGUUAAUGAUUCCAUAGAAGAGGAUUCCCCAGAUGAUGAUCCGACGGAUGAUGAUCAAACUGACGAUGACCCAACAGAGGAUGUUCCUACAGAGGAUGUUCCUACAGAGGAUACCCCUCAGAAGAAAAUUUCUCUAAAGGUAGUUAAAAUUAGGGCUUUGCACAGUUUACUAAUAGCGCAAGGUAGAUCCUGCGAAUCCAGCGUCCAAUUCAGCUCCUCCCUCAGCGACCUAUUUAAGUGCACCACGUUGAGUGCCAUAAACAGAACAAUUGACAAACUAAUCUGUUAUAUAUCCAAGCAGAUGCAGGAGGAAAAUGGGAUGUAUGCCCAGGAGUUAGAAAGUCGAAGCGACACCCAGUUUGGACAACCUACCUUAGGUGGUCUACCAUUGAGAGCAACCACUCAAAGUACCCACUUCAUCGUAACGGGGCUACCAUUGAAUAGAAAGGUUUACGAAUACCUAAAAAAAGUGAACAUCCAAAUUGACACUAUCAUCGCUUUUGACGUGAAAAAGCAGAAGAAACAAAUGAGGGAGGAUAUCCAUGAGGAUAUAUUGAGAGGAACCCAGAGGGGGUACAAUAAUUUAAGCGAUAUCACAUGGAGAGAAGACUCCAUGUAUGUUUGUAGCGAGAACUACAGAAAGGAGAUUGAACGUUUGAGGAAAGAAAAGUACCAUGUGCACUACCUCAAAAUGGACACCGACACGAAUGUUAAUUAUUAUGCAAACAAGGUAAGGAAGUUUCUUAAUCCGUACGUGCAUUCCUAUUAUGACUAUAGGGAGGUGCUGAGGGAUAAGACCCUGGGAGAUAAACUAAAUUACUCAUUCACCAAUGUAUACUGUCCGUACCUUGUAUCGAAGCAUAACUGGUUGUACAAAACUUCGAAAGGUGUGAAGGUAGUCUAUGGAGGAAAGGUUCACCACCUUUCCAACAUGUAUAAUGCAUUCCAUUUUUGCCAAAGCAAAGAAUCUUAUUCGGGAGAAUUCUCCGUACCUCCCUUGAGAAUGCUACUUCUAACUGAUGAGGGGUGCCAUUUUGAAAAGGAAAUUGAGACCAUUACAUGCAAAUUCUUUUUGCAAUGUAUAGACAUACAGAAGGAGUUCACUAACACAUUCAGACCAAGCUGUGUUUACAUCCUUAAAUAUAUUUACCUUUUCAAACUUACGGAUGGAAAAAAAAGGAAGAAGAAGAACCACGUACUUGGAGAUUUUAUCUUUUCUUCUAACUGGCUAGCUAAAUUUCAUGAUUGUGAAAUUCACCUGAACAAGGUAGAUGUAGACUACUUAGAAAACAACACAAGCUGCGUGAACCCGUCGGAGGAGUACUCACUGGAGGAAGAACAGAAAAUGUUGGACUUUCUCUUUUCUCGCGUCAAGCCGUUCAACAUAGUUUUGAACGUUGCCAAAAUUGUUGCUAUGCGAGUUGUCCUGCAUAAGAAGCUCGGCAAGUGCAUCAUUAGGUUCGUCCACAAGGGGGGUAGUUUGUUCAAGGCGUCGUCUGCCGAGGAGGUGAAACUUUGCCUGGGAAGGAACGUGCAGGGAGGUGUACAUGGAAGGGUAUGUAAAGGUGAUGAAGGCAACGCCCAAGUUGGCAACGACGUGUCCCUCCCCCCUGGACGUGAUUCAUCUGAUGAGAUUCCCUCCGAUGGAAUAACUUCCGAAAGUGACGCCAGCUCAGAUGGUGAUCCUUACGCCUACCUCGAGAGCAACUCAAACGUAGAAGAAGUUAAAAAAAAAAUUUUUAAAAAAAACGAAAAAGAAUUACUAAAAAGUAAGUACAGCUUCUUGGAAGAAAAAGUGUUAAACUCUUUUGAAAAGAUUUUGAAAUGCUCCCUUAGGAUCCCUGAGCAUGUGAUUUACUUGAAGUGUGGUCUUAAAGCAUCGUGGGAGAAGGCCGGCUACUUCAACGAAGGAGAUCCAAGUCGGAGCAAAGGAGGAGGUGAUCAGAAAAAGGAAAGAGUUACUGGAGAUAACUCCACGAUGGAAAAGAACGGACAAAGAAAAAAGCUAUUUGCAGAAGUAGAAAAAAAACUACUCACAAAAAUAAAAAAGACAUCCAAGAGAAAUCAGAAAAUAAUUAACCGAUUGAAAGAUAAUACAAAUGUGUGGUCCAUCGAUGUAGGAAAAAUACAUAUCACUAAGGUGAAGGCAUCCAUAGAGAGCAAGCUGAGAGGCAUACUCCAACAUAGGAACAGUCUGUUUCAUCAGAUGAACCUAAGGAGGGUAGACAAAAUAUGGGCCCAGUUUUUAAAAAAAAAUAAUUACGCGAAAUUAUCAAAUUUUUAUUACUACUCUCCAGUCAAUAUCGAUAGUAUUGUGGAUAUAGACACGGAGCACAUCCUUCUGUACAACUCGUUUCUAUUUUACUUCAAAACGGAGGAGGAGCUAGACAUAUUUAGUAAGAACCCCAUUCGUUAUUUGACACAGAUGAAACCAGAUCCCUUCUUUGUCCUCCCCUUCGUCCUUAUUUACUCGGAUAUAAAUAUGGAGGUCUUGUAUGAUGAGCUGGUGAGGAGCACAAAAUGUGCGGUGAUCCACUGGAAAAAUUUACUCUCCUUCGGUUUUCAAAUCGAGAAAUUUAAACAACUUAUACAGACCAAACAUUUGACCGAUGCAGACAUAAUGGAACUCCUGCGCAUUCGGAUGAACCAAUACGAUGUCCUUGCUCAUGGGUGCAUCCUGUGCAACAUACCCAAUAGCAAAUUCCAACUGAGCUAUCUACUUAAGGAGAAAAAAAUCCCCCACUUGAUUUUUAUAUUGCACAAGGGAGAGAAGCGUUCCCGAGUGGGAGGAGGAUACUCUGAAAAUGCCGCCUCUCAAACAAUAGGACAAAAUUAUAAGGAGAGAAGAAGGUACACCCCCCCUCGCAGUGAAGGAACGUUUCCACAGUACUACCCAUUUGUGAAGUACAUUGAGCAGAUCUUCAAGCCAAAAUAUAAUAAUGUGAUCCACGUAGAACACACGAACGUAUGGAAAAUGAAGUGCAAACUGACGAACGAUAUAGAGAAGACAAUAGAAAACUACCAAAGGUACAACCGAUACAAGUAUAACCACAAGACGGCCUACUUCAAAGGGUUCAAUAUUGAAGAAAAGGAAAAUUACGAACAGGAAAUAAAGUUUGAUAAUUACUGUUUAGUAACCUAUAAGAACAAAAACAUUUUAAAAAAGUGCAACAUAUUGGAUCACUACACAGUGAACCAUGACGGUUGCUUCUACUUAGUGAGUAGUCACGACGAGGUGGUUGCGUUUGAGAAGAACCCCACGGAAUUCACAGCUAUUGAGAAACCAUUGGCUACAUUCGAAAAAGUGGAUCAAGUGGAUGAAAAUGAAAAGAUAGAAAAUGAAGGCUUCUGCUUGGUGAGCUUGAGAGACCAAAACAAUUUCGUCAAGGGAAAUAAACAAUACUGCAUAAAGUACCAGGAAAAGCUUUACCUAUUCGAAAAUGAAGAAAAAAUGGAAAAGUUUGUGAGUAAUCAUGAGGACUACUUAAACAAUCAAAACAUUUUCGAAAUUAUUUUUGAAAAAAUGAAAAACCAAAAUGAUGUUACUACAAUGGUUUAUCUAAAGACAUAUUUGUAUGACAUUCUGUGUGAGGCGCUUUACCAGUUGGGCAAACACAGACCGCUCUAUCCGGGACUGAGCGUAAAGCUGAGUGCCAUUAAAUUUCUGGCUUUCUUCUUCUACAAGGAAAAUAAGCUCUUUUCAGCUCCCCUGCGGAGAUCUUAUGAGAAGAACUUCCUCUCCUUCCUAAGUGACUGUCAAAUACCCAUACAUAUACAGAAGCUCAGGGAGAAGUUUCAGACCACCUGUACGAGCAGAAACCAGGACAUACGAAAGCCCACCAAGAAGUGGACCAAGCGGGACGUGGAGAAAUACGAAACGUUCAUAAAUCUAUAUGAUAAAAUAUUGUACUCGCAGAAGAGGACACGGACUGAUUGA